Oncorhynchus masou masou (cherry salmon) is the source of this 4427-nucleotide messenger RNA. RefSeq names its product cytochrome P450 1B1-like. The coding region runs from base 345 to 1919 and encodes 524 amino acids. Gene Ontology annotation, molecular function: steroid 17-alpha-monooxygenase activity; iron ion binding; heme binding. The record is from RefSeq and is a predicted model, not a curated record. The transcript has a single exon. Gene Ontology annotation, biological process: progesterone metabolic process; hormone biosynthetic process. NCBI's taxonomy places the organism in Eukaryota, Metazoa, Chordata, Actinopteri, Salmoniformes, Salmonidae.
UGGUCAUCUGAAGACGGACAGCGACUGCACUACUACUAACCACUCAACCUGAUCAAGCCUGUUCACAAGCCAGCACGGAGUAGGAGGAGACAGACACCGUAGUGUAAGAGGUGCUGAAAACCUUCUCGUUGUCUCAACUAAUUUUCUACAUUUUCGGGAUGAUCAUGUAGGACUGACCAUACUUAAAAACAGACAGCAUUAUUAUUUUGUUUAUUUGGAAUUUAGGUGGAGAGGAAGACCUAUUUUAAAAAUCCGGUUACCAGGAAUAGCAUUCAACAAAAUAAAAGUGGGAUCACUCUCAGAAUUUGAAGGAUUGAGCACCAGAAUUAGAACAUCUCAGCACCAUGGCACUGCUGGACACAGAGUUUGGGGUGAAGGGCAGCAGCAUCAUCAGAGAGUGGAGUGGACAGGUCCAGCCAGCUCUGGUCGCCUCCUUUGUUUUCCUCUUCUGUCUAGAAGCCUGUCUAUGGGUCAGGAAUCUCAGACUCAAGAGAAGGCUGCCAGGACCCUUUGCCUGGCCGGUGGUGGGCAAUGCCAUGCAGCUGGGGCAGAUGCCUCAUAUCACCUUCUCCAAGCUGGCAAAGAAGUACGGCAACGUGUAUCAGAUACGCCUGGGCUGCAACAACAUAGUGGUGCUCAAUGGAGACACAGCAAUACGAGAAGCCUUGGUGCAACACAGCACAGAGUUUGCAGGCAGACCCAACUUUGUGUCUUUUCAGUCAGUGUCUGGUGGUAACAGCAUGACAUUCUCUAACUACAACAAACAGUGGAGGACCCACCGGAAGAUCGCUCAGUCCACCAUUAGAGCUUUCUACUCUGCCAACAGCCAGACCAAAAAAGCAUUUGAACAGCACGUUGUUGCAGAGGCUACUGAGCUCAUUGAAGCUUUCCUCAAACUCAGUGCUGAUGGACAGAUUUUCAACCCUGCUCACGAACUGACAGUAGCUGCUGCUAAUGUAAUCUGUGCACUGUGCUUUGGAAAGCGUUAUUGCCAUGAUGACAUUGAGUUUAGAACCCUUCUGGGCAGUGUGGACAAGUUUGGAGAGACGGUGGGGGCUGGCAGCUUGGUGGAUGUCAUGCCCUGGCUUCAAUAUUUCCCAAAUCCUGUCCGCAGUGUCUACCAGAGCUUCAAAGACCUCAAUAAAGAGUUUUUCACCUUUGUGAGAGACAAGGUGGUGGAGCACAGGGAGACGUUUGACCCUGAAGUGACCCGGGACAUGAGUGACGCCAUUAUUCAGGUAAUUGACAAGGCAGGCCAUGAUACCGGGUUGACGGAGGCCCACACAGAAGGGACAGUGUCUGAUCUGAUUGGUGCAGGACUUGAUACUGUGUCAACUUGCCUUCAUUGGAUGCUCCUUUUAUUGGUGAAAUACCCCAACAUCCAAACCAGACUGCAGGAGCAGAUUGACAAAGUGGUAGGCCGUGACAGGCUGCCCUGUAUUGAGGACAAAGCCAGCCUGGCUUACCUAGAUGCUGUUAUCUAUGAGACCAUGCGCUAUACCAGCUUUGUACCCCUCACCAUCCCCCACUCCACCACCUCAGAUGUUACCAUCGAAGGCUUCCACAUCCCCAAAGACACAGUGGUCUUCAUCAACCAGUGGUCUGUCAACCACAACCCUUUAAAGUGGAAGGACCCACAUCUUUUUGACCCCUCACGGUUCCUCGAUGAAAAUGGUGCCCUUGACAAGGACCUGACCAACAGUGUGUUGAUAUUCUCAGCAGGGAAGAGGCGAUGUAUCGGUGACCAGAUCGCCAAAGUGGAGGUUUUUUUAUUUUCUGCUAUUUUGAUUCACCAAUGCAGCUUUGAGAAUAACCCAAGUCAGGACCUCUCCUUAGACUGCUCCUAUGGGUUAACACUGAAGCCCCUAAACUACAAGAUCUCUGCCAAGCUCAGAGGAGAAUUACUUAAUGGGGCAUAAAAUCUUGUGAUUUGUGUUUUCAAACAGAGCACCCACUAAUGGACUGCAGUAAUCCAAUGCACUAAAGGUAUGUACACAACAGUGAAUAGUUUUGCUUGGUAGGUACCAACCAUAAGACUUAUAUUGAUACUUUUGUCGAUACUUUACUAUUAUUAUCAUUAGCUAAACUGAUUGUUGAUUGUAUAAAUCACUUUUUGUGACAGAUAACUGAAUCGUGUUUGUUAAUUGUAUCAUUUUAUUGCACUGGCUAUACAGUUGAAGUCGGAAGUUUACAUACAUCUUAGCCAAAUACAAUUAAACUCAGUUUUUCACAAUUCUUGACAUUUAAUCAUAGUAAAAAUACCUUGUCUUAGGCCAGUUAGGAUCACCACUUUAUUUUAAGAAUGUGAAAUGUCAGAAUAAUAGUAGAGAGAAUAAAUUAUUUCAGCUUUAAUUUCUUUCAUCACAUUUUUUAUUUUUUUUCACCUUAAUUUAACUAGGUAGGCUAGUUGAGAACAAGUUCCCAGUGGGUCAGAAGUUUACAUGCACUCAAUUAGUAUUUGGGACAUUUCCUUUCAAUUUUUUAACUUGGGUCAACCGUUGUGGGUAGCCUUCCACAAGCUUCCCACAAUAAGUUGGGUGAAUUUUGUCCCAUUUCUCCUGACAGAGCUGGUGUAACUGAGUCAGGUUUGUAGGCCUCCUUGCUCGCACACACGUUUCAGUUCUGCCCACACAUUUUCUGUAGGAUUCAGGUCCAGGCUUUGUGACCACUCCAAUACCUUGACUUUGUUGUCCUUAAGCCAUUUUGCCACAACUUUGGAAGUAUGCACAGGGUCAUUGUCCAUUUGGCAGACCCAUUUGCGACCAAGCUUUAACUUCCUGACUGAUGUUUUGAGAUGUUGCUUCAAUAUAUCCACAUAAUUUUCCAACCUCAUGAUGACAUCUAUUUUGUGAAGUGCACCAGUCCAUCCUGCAGCAAAGCAACCCAACAGCAUUAUGCUUCAUGGUUGGGAUGGUGUUCUUUGGCUUGCAAGCCUCCCCCUUUUUCCUCCAAACAUAACGAUGGUCAUUAUGGCCAAACAGUUCUAUUUUUAUUUCGUCAGACCAGAGGACACUUGUACAAAAAGUACGAUCUUUUAUGGAGCAGUGGCUUCUUCCUUGCUGAGCGGCCUUUCAGGUUAUGCCGAUAUAGGACUUGUUUUACUGUGGAUACAGAUACUUUGGUACCUGUUUCCUCCAGCAUCUUCACACUGUCCUUUGCUGUUGUUCUGGUAUUGAUAUGCUCUUUUCACACCAAAGUACGUUCAUCUCUAGGAGACAGACUACUCCUUCCUGAGCGGUAUGACGGCUGCGUGGUCCCAUGCUGUUUAUAAUUGCGUACUAUUGUUUGUACAGAUGAACGAGGUACCUUCGGGCAUUUGGAAAUUGCUCCCAAGGAUGAACCACACUUGUGUAGGUAUACAAUUUUUUUCUGAGGUCUUGGCUGAUUUCUUUUGAUUUUCCCAUGAUGUCAAGCAAAUAGGCACUGAAUUUAAAGGUAGGCCUUGACAUACAUCCAUGGGUACACCUCCAAUUGACUCAAAUGAUGUCAAUGAGCCUAUCAGAAGCUUCGAAAGCCAUGACAUCAUUUUCUGGAAUUUUCCAAGCUGUUUAAAGGCACAGUCAACUUAGUGUAUGUAAACUUCUGAGCCACUGGAAUUGUGAUACAGUGAAUUAUAAGUGAAAUAAUCUGUCUGUAAACAAUUGUUGGAAAAAUUACUGGUGUCAUGCAAAAAGUAAAUAAGACAUUUGUGGAGUGGUUGAAAGUUUUAAUGACUCCAACCUAAGUGUUUGUAAACUUCCGAGUUCAACUGUAGCACAUUUCUUACAUUUGAAAAAGAGGCCUCAUCCCUCCAGAUUUAUAAAUAUAUAAUGUAGCAAUUCAUGUUACAUAUAUCCCUCCUAAGUGUUUAUAGAAGUUGGGUGUAAACUCCAUCAAAGUAUUAUGCCACAGUAGAAUUCAAUAUAUUAGAUAAAUGAAUAAGAACAUAACCUAGAUAUAUGUGUGCAGAUUUCAACAUAAGUGUUACGUAAGAAUAAAACAUAUAUAUAUUGCAUGCAGACUAAGAAUAAAAUACAUAUAUAUAUAUAUAUAUUGCAUGCAGACUAUGUGGCCAAAUGUUAAGUAUCUAUUGUUAUACAUACAAGGGUAUUUAGUUUUGCCACCCUAAAUUUGCCAAUAUAAACUGGUGGAAUGAAUCCAUUUUACUGUAAGUGCUUUGUUGUUGCAGUGAUGUGGACAAAUCAUGUGUUAGGCGGGUAUCAUGUUGCCCCUGUAGAUAUAUUUUAAGAGUUAUACCUCCUCUGACCCAUUCUAAUAUGUUUUCAUGGUGUUUUUGUCUGCAUAAGUACAUACUGUAAUAACAAUUAUAAAUGUUUUGAAAUGUCAGUACACUUACAUAAUUCCAUUGUAUUAUGAUGACUUAUACAUGUACUGUAUGCAAUCUAUAGUGCCUGAGCUCCAUGCAAUAAAUCCUAUACGCCUUCUCA